Cololabis saira (Pacific saury) is the source of this 4798-nucleotide messenger RNA. RefSeq names its product microtubule-associated protein 7b (gene map7b). Gene Ontology annotation, biological process: microtubule cytoskeleton organization. Gene Ontology annotation, cellular component: microtubule cytoskeleton. The record is from RefSeq and is a predicted model, not a curated record. The coding region runs from base 524 to 3019 and encodes 831 amino acids. NCBI's taxonomy places the organism in Eukaryota, Metazoa, Chordata, Actinopteri, Beloniformes, Belonidae. The transcript has 20 exons.
GUGCAAUACUUACAGAUCUCGGCCGAGACACUCUUGUGGAUUAAGUAGUCUUCUUUUCUAAGCCACACUAGAAGAGCUCAUCCUCACGCUGUCUGUAUGCUGGGCACUGCCAUCACGGACACUAUGGAUGUGGCACAGUGAGCUGUUCUGUUUGACUCUUUUCCUUCUGCACAGCACUGUACUUUAUCCAUCGCUCAUCAUUUUUUGACAUCCGUUUUCAUUUACUUAUCUACCACAUCCAACCUCCUCCAUCUUGUUUUGCUCUUUUUGUCAUUCCCAUACCCUUCUGACUCUAUGUGCACCCUGAUUAAAAUAGCUUUCAGCAUUUAGUUGUUAGCUGCCUGCAUCUUUCCAAGAAGAGAGCUUUUAAGGGGUCACUCCGGCAUUCACCAUCCUUUGACACCCAGGACUAACCUGCAUCAUCUCAUAAACCCCCCCACCCGCCCACCCACCCCAGCAGGGUGGGAUGGGGAGGGAUUGGGUGAGUUAGCCAGGGGCUCAGGGGUUAGCAACAGGACGGGCAAUGCAAGAUAGGAGAGGACGAAGAGAAGGAAGAGGUGGAAGUAGGUGUUCCCGAGGCAAUUGGAAGCUGAGGAAGGGAGGCAGCCGUACUGCUAUUCCGGCACUCUUCACCAUCACUGAGGAAGAGGAGGGACAGAGGCGAAGAAAUGCUUGCAAGAAGAAGAAAAGAGAAUCUUACUCCCUGUAUAAGUCUGACGAUGGCAGACUGUCUUCGGCUACCUGUCCCAGCUCCUCAGGCUCUGGCCAGACCUACACUCCCAGCGUGACUCCUGUCCCCACUCCCAGCACUAAUCUUACCAUCACCAGCAACAGCACUAGUAAUUAUGCUGCCACCAAAACGGACUCGUUGCUUUUCAACAAGAUUGACGAGAGACAGAGGUUGGCCCGUGAGCGCAGGGAGGAGCGUGAGAAACAGAAUGCUUUCAAGGAGGCACAGUGGCAGGCGCGCGAGGAUCGGGCCAAGCAGUAUUAUGAGAAACACCUGGAGGAGAGGAAGAGACGACUGGAGGAACAGCGGAUAAAGGAGGAGAAGAGGCGAGUUGCUGUAGAGGAGAAACGACGACAAAAACAGGAGGAGGACCGGGCACGUCAUGAGGCAGUGAUCCGUCGCACACUGGAGAGGAGCCAGAAAACCAAACAGAAGCCCAACCGCUGGUCUUGGGGAGGAGCACUGCACACAAACACUCCCAGCAUAGCAAGCGGUUGCGUUGAGUCGGCUUUCCUCUAUCCACUCGACCUUGCGGGACUGGAGCACAUGCAGAGUGCUUUCAGUCUCUACCGCAGACACGGCACAACCUCCCAAUAUGUUGACAGAAGGUCAGUGUCCACUAUGAACUUAUCCAAACAUACAGAUCCCAUCAUUACCAAGCGCCUCUCCUCCUCGUCUGCCACACUCCUGCACUCACCUGACCGAGGCUUACGGAUGAGAACAGCCUCCUCUCCUGCCAUAAGCAAAGCUCAUUCGAAACCCCGCCUACAUCAGGGGAAGACCCCACAGCAAAAAAACACAGGGCUCCGCCGCCUACCGUUGACCCCAUGGGAGAGCAAUAUGGUGAACCGUCUGCAGCAGCCUACACACGCCUACCUGGCACGCAGCUGCAGCGCCGUUAGUCUGUCUGGAGAUCAAACGGCGCUGCCUGUGUGUCCUCGAUCAGUUUCCUGCCACCCUAUGGGCUCCGUGUCCUUCAAGACCCUGCAGGCCCAGCCGCUCCCUCACUGUCGCAGCCAUGACAGGAGCCUGAGCAGGGAGAUGGUUUCCUCGUCCUCCACCACCCCACGGAGGAGAACCACAGGAACAACACAACAAAAGCGGCCGAAGGACCGUGACAGUGUCAGGAAAUCAUGGAGCAACCUGUCUCUCCCCCUGGCUCCCAUUCUGACUUUACCCCCCAGCAAACGCACCACUUCUCCAGGCAAGAAGACCAGCAAAACUACAGCUCCCUCUCCUGGCAGACCUCCUCAGAAGUCAGCAGGACGACCUCCGACCCCCAAGUUGCUCAAGUCUCCAGCAGCGGAGGACCCUGGAAACCUGCGUCCUGUCAAAAUCCCCCCCGAGAGUUCUAACCACCCAACACCAACCAGAUCUCAGGAGCAGGAGGAUGACCAGGUCCUCAGCCCUUCACAGCCUCGACCUCAGCCCUUGGGUCAGAACAGGACCCUGACUGAACCCACACCAACUGAGAGUGUUGGCUCUCCUCCAACCACCAAGACUUCAGCUGGUACCACAGAUCCGGAGGAGGCGAGUCGUAUCCUGGCUGAGAACAGACGACUGGCCCGAGAGCAGCGAGAGAGGGACGAAGAGAAGCGAAGGCAGCAAGAGGAGCAGGCGAGAUUAGCGAAGGAAGAGAUGGCUCGCCGUAAGGCAGAGGAGAGAGCAAAGAGAGAGGAGGAAGCUCGGCGCCAGGCAGAGGAGAAGGGAAGGAAAGAGGAGGAGGAGAAACAGGCAGAAGAAGAAGAGAAGCUUCAGAAAGAGAGAGAGGAAGCAGAGAGACUCCAGAAACAGAAAGAGGAGGAAGAGACUCGACAGAGAGAGGAGGCCGAGCGUCUGAGGCAGGAGAGAGAGAAGCACUUCCAGAAGGAGGAGGCUGAGCGCCUGGAGAGAAAAAAGCGUCUUGAGGAAAUCAUGAAGAGAACAAGACGCUCAGACCCAACAGAAAAGAAGGUCAGGAAUGGAGACGAUACAGUGACCCCCACCUCCCCUGCUGCAUCCACGGUGUCCCCGAGGCACAAUAACAGCAACACCGACACCACCAGCACAGCACCCGGCAAACCUGCACAGAGUGAGAACGGGGAGUUUGAAGAGGAGAUCGUACUACCUUCACAUUCCAGGUUGUCUCCUCCUGAAGGGGAGGAGAAGCAGCAGCAGCAGCAGCAGCAGCAGCAGGAGGAGAGAGUUCCUGUCAUAGCCUUCACUGAGAAUGGCCUCCAGAAGCCUCUGAGUGGAGUAGAAGAUGUAUCCAUCCAGCAGGGACCAGCACGCACCUCCCUGCAAACAUAACACAUACAGGACUGAUGUUGGUUCCUUCUUACCUCCAGAUGUGGCCUGAUGUUGUGUUGGGGCAUGAUGAAUCCACACCCGCAGACUGGAAGAGAGGUCCGAGGAGCGUGGAGAAGCAUGGGGCUGUUGGACUGGAUCAAAGGAAGGAUUCGCAGCACCAGAUUCACACUUUGACACUCCCUUCCACGGUAGACGAGCACCACAGCCAUUCCCCAAAGACGGCAUCUCCAAAGAUCUCCAUAAAGCAUCUCCGACAGAAGUAUCUUUUUCCUCAGCAAACUCUCUGGGACAGAGCUCCUCUGUCUGUGACCAUGACGAUACUUGGUCAGACCGUUUGUUUUGUGAGCAGCCUCAGUUUUCCUUGAUUCUGAAUUAGAUGCCCUGAAACGGGGUAUUGAACUCUUAUUCAACCUUUUGCUAAUUGAUUGAAAAACUAAUAAUGUAAACAGAUCGCCUGUUAAGCCUCCAGCCAAGAUACUGGAAGAGUUUUGUUGCUGUAGACAUCAUUUGAUCAUAUUUUGACAGUUGGUUAUGCGACUUUAACUGGAACAUAUACAACAGGCUCUAAAUGAAAGGGUUUCAUUGUUGUUUACUUUUUUAAUGAAACCUCAUAAUUCUCAUGCUUCAACGUUUAGGUUGAAAAGUUACAGAACAUAUGAGAUGAAUGAGUCUGUUCAUGAAGAUGUCUCAAGACUUACUUGAAGGUGUGAUGUCAUAUCUAUGUUCUGCUUCGUCUAGUGUUUAAAACUGUCAUUUGAUUUGGCGGGGGUGAUUGAGAAUCACAAACUGUAUGGUUUAAUAAUGACAAUUUGAAACUACUGGUCUCUCAGGCAACUGGGAAGUAGGGUGUAUACUUCUGAUUUUUGUUUAGUUCUAUUUAAUUGCUGUACAGAAAAAAAAAAGCGAUUCUCUAUGUUGUCCUUAUACUGUCUUAAGUUUUUGUUCAAAUUUAGAAAUGGAAACUAUUUCUACUUUGGCUUCAAGCCCUUUCCUUUCAUUUAAUUCUUUGAGUUAAACCCUGUCAUACUAACUCAGACACUGAGCAGUGCAGGUGACCUUUGCUUUGGCCAAGCCAGUACAAGGAAGAGGAUUUGAAUAAUUCACUGAUGUUGAAAUAAUUUGAUCUUUUGAUGACGAAAUGCUGCUAAUCCUAAUGUUCCUUUGCCUUACUUCUCUGCAGGAGUGAGGUGAUUGUUUUUGUUUUUUUUUUGUCUACACUGACGUGAAUACAUGCAUUUCUGGCUUGAGAUGUGACUGUCUUACCAUCUCCCCAAAAGGUCCCGAGGCUGUCGUUCAAUACGAGUAUGAAAGGCUGAUUAAACGUUAAAUCACCACAACAGAGCAAUAAUCACAAACUGUUAAUUCCUCAUACGGAUUCAAUAUGAAAAGGUAAAGAGAUGCAAUAAAACAUUAGCACUUGGCCGUUCUGCUUGAGUGAUGUUCACUCAGUGCCCAGUAAUGCUGCCCUCUGACUUGUGCACUUCACUUUCCUUGGUUCUUAUCUUGCAGUAGUACCACCAAAAUGAAGUAAAUUAUCUUAAGUGCUGCAGGUUUGUGCGAAUAGUAGACAGCAUGCUGUUAAAUAAAUUGAUUGUAAAAGUUAUGCAAAGUGGACGUUUUAAGGCUGCACAGCUUUGAAAACUGAAAAGCCCAUUGCUUCAGAUGACUGUGUGGCUGCGAGUUCUUGAAGUAUUGUGCAACCGAAAUGUCUGUACCGAUGUUGCAGCUAUGUUAUUUGGCAAGUAAAUAAAUUUUUGGGGAUUAAUUAACACAUGGAAA